This is a messenger RNA of Megalobrama amblycephala (Wuchang bream), 1826 nucleotides long. RefSeq names its product protein tyrosine phosphatase 4A1 (gene ptp4a1). NCBI's taxonomy places the organism in Eukaryota, Metazoa, Chordata, Actinopteri, Cypriniformes, Xenocyprididae. The transcript has 8 exons. The coding region runs from base 310 to 984 and encodes 224 amino acids. Gene Ontology annotation, biological process: protein dephosphorylation. The record is from RefSeq and is a predicted model, not a curated record. Gene Ontology annotation, cellular component: nucleus. Gene Ontology annotation, molecular function: protein tyrosine phosphatase activity.
GUAGUAGGGUGCGGUUUCUUGAGUCCAGCUGUAACCGGUUACCGGAGCCUCUCAUCACAUACACGGCAGCGCUGUAUGGUCAAACACCACAACAAUUAUUCUCCGGAGCGGCUUUAUGAUUAAGCUACAAUCUUCAAUGAGUAAGCAUAUUCCAGGAGGAGAGGGAUAUGGUUGAUUUUCAUGCUGAUACGAAGACACUGAUUCAGUUCUUUAGGCUAUAGGGAUGCCAGUUCUGUGGUGUUUUGGGUCACACAUUUAUGGAGUUUCUGAAGGGCAGUGGGGACUACUGCCAGGCUCAGCACGGCGUUUAUGCAGAGAAGUGAACGGCUAGCCUUGCUACCUCAUCAGAAGAGAGACUUGUGUUACAGUUUUAACGUUGGCGGGAUCGGGCUUGGAGAGCGGGCGUCCACAGCGGUCGGCGGUUCUGGAUGGGAUUUUCAAGCUAUUUUGAAAAAGUCAAAAAUGGCUCGUAUGAAUAGACCUGCCCCAGUGGAGAUCACUUACAAAAACAUGAGAUUCCUCAUUACCCACAACCCUACUAAUGCCACGCUUCACAAGUUCAUCGAGGAACUGAAGAAAUAUGGGGUGACGACAGUUGUUAGAGUGUGUGAGGCUACGUACGAUGCAAACCUGGUUGUUAAAGAAGGCAUUCAGGUUCUGGAUUGGCCCUUUGACGAUGGAGCUCCUCCCUCUAACCAGAUCGUUGAUGAUUGGUUGAAUCUUCUUCGGCUUAAGUUUAGGGAAGAGCCAGGCUGCUGCAUUGCCGUACAUUGCGUAGCAGGACUUGGAAGAGCCCCAGUGCUGGUUGCCCUGGCCCUGAUUGAGUGUGGGAUGAAAUACGAAGAUGCUGUUCAGUUCAUACGACAAAAGCGCCGUGGAGCAUUUAACAGCAAGCAGCUCUUCUAUCUGGAAAAAUAUCAUCCCAAAAUGCGUCUUCGAUUCAAGGACCCCAACGGCCACCGCCCCAACUGCUGCAUUCAGUAAAAGCUUGCGCAUCAGCCUUUCUCAAAUGUGUAAUGGGAAUUUGUAUCUAGCAUAGGUAGUUUGUUCUCUUAAUUGGUAACUCUGAAAAUACCGUAACACAAAUUAAGCUUAUUUCAUUAUUAAGUGUCCCCCUCCCUCUUUGUUUUAUGUAUUUCCUGUGGAGAACCUCUGUCAGCAAGGUAAAGUGCUUGUUUAAACUUGAGCUUAGUGUUUUGCGAUGAAGUUUAUAUUGGUUGGUGAACAUGGUCAAAUCCCACCUCUGCCAAACACAUAAUAUAAUCUUAAUUGUUUAAUACAUUUUUUUUUUUUUUGUUAUUGAUAUGAUUUUUAGUCUCUCUGUAAUAAAUGCCUGCCUCCAAAAAGAUCUAAAAUAAAUGCCUUAUUACAGCAGAAAGAUGCCAUCUGGUGGAGCAGUUCUCUGUGGCAUUUGGAGAGGUUUCUCAAUUGUCUUUUGGUGGAGGAAAAAAAAAAAAAAAAAAAAAAAAAUCAGGAAGAGAGAGGAAAAAAAUAGAGGAAAAUAAAAACUCUUUAUAUAAAUAUACUGAAGGUUGGGGUACUAGUUUUUGUUGUUUAUCCAAACUUUGUUUACCUAUUUACUGCCAUGUCAAUAGUGUGAUGUUUGUGUUUUGGCUUAAAACUGGACCUCAAUGUCUGCGGUAUUUUUAUGCCUUUUUAUUUGAUGUGCGUAACUUAAUAUUUCGAUAAUUGAUUUAUGUACGGUAUUUGAAUAUGUGUACUGUUAAAUCACCUAUUUAUAUCAGUGGAUGUGUUUUAUUAUAGCGAGAGACAAGUUGCUACAAGUUCGCCAAUUUGAGAGUACAAUAAAGAUACACUGAAGGAAA